ACAAUCUCGCUCUAUCUUGAUCAAGAGUUAAGACUAUCUCAAUGCAACUCUACAUAUGUUACAAUACCAUAGCGUACUGUCGAGCUGUUCAUCCACAGCAGCCAUUUUAGUGACACAGGACAGAGCUCAUUAGGCGGGCGACGUAAUCGAAGUGGGGGGAGUGUCACGAGCCCAGCACGAAGAAUGAGUGAUCGUCCGUCAUCGCUCGCGCACCUCGCGGCACGGUUGCUACGACUAGCUAUAGCGGCUAGUAUUGUCUGCGUCGCGGCGGAUCGCAGUCGCGUGGUACGCGUGGUCAUGUGUGUGUGAGUGUGCAGUGAGGCAGUGUGAGCACUGUGAGCUAGUGAGCCAGUGAGGAUGCGAGGCGAGGCGGGAGGCGCGCGCGGCAAGGCGGGCCGCGCCAGCGCAAGUUACCCGGCCAUCAGCGCCGCCUACUGGCUGCCGCCGUCCAACCCCACCCCGUAUCAUGUGCCAGAACGCAAGCUAUUUGUUGGCAUGCUGAACAAGAAGUUGUCUGAGAACGACGUGCGAUCACUGUUCGCGGGUCACGGCGCCAUCGAGGAGUGCACGGUGCUGAGGGACGCGCAGGGCCAGAGCAAGGGGUGCGCGUUCGUCACCUUCGUCUCUAAGCAAGCGGCCAUUGCGGCGAUCAAGGUCGUGGGCCACGACGCCAUCGAAGUGUACGGUUCCGAGGGACGCACAGGGCCAGAGCAAGGGGUGCACGUUCGUCACCUUCGUCUCCAAGCAAGCGGCCAUUGCGGCGAUCAAGGUAUCAUCAAGAUCUUUCUCUAUCAGCUUACGGCCAGUUUUAUUAAUCAAUCGCCAUCAAAAGAUAGGUCGUGGCCCACGGCGCCAUCGAAGUGCACAGUGCUGAGGGACGCGCAGGGCCAGAGCAAGGGGUGCACGUUCGUCACCGUCGUCUCCAAGCAAGCAGCCAUUGCGGCGAUCAAGGCGCUACACCAUAGUCAAACAAUGGAGGGCUGCUCCGCCCCCCUAGUAGUGAAAUUCGCGGACACUCAGAAGGAAAAGGAGCAGAAGAAACUGCAAGCGAUGCAGGCGAGCCUCUGGGGUCUGACCACGCCGGUGGCGCCCGCGACGGCCUACCUCGCGUCCGAGGCGGCGCUGUCGCCGGCGACACAGCUGCAACUGCUGCAGCAGCUGCAGGCGGUGGGCCUGCAGCAGCAGCUCUUGCAGGGGCAGGGAUCGACGCUCCUACAAGGUGUUAACUACCAGGAUAUCGGUUUCAAUGGUGCAGGGCUGUCUAGCGGCGCGACGGACCAGCUGGGCGGUCUGCUCGCACCGGUGUCUGUGCAGAACCUGGCGGCGCUCGCGGCGAUUACCCAGCAGCCGCCGGUAGUAACGCAGCCGGCUACGAUGGCGCCCGCCGCGCAACCGCAGCCCGCGCCGCAGUUGUGGUCGACGCCGGAGCCGCUGGGGUCGGCGUACGCGGCGCAGUUCGGCGGUGGGUUCGCGGCGGCGCCGCUGGGCUCCGUGCUCGGCUCGGCCGCCGCCGCCGCCGCCGGGAAGCAGGUCGAAGGUCCUGAGGGCGGGAACCUGUUCAUCUACCACUUGCCGCAGGAGUUCACUGACACGGAUCUAGCGUCUACAUUUCUGCCGUUCGGUCACGUGAUAUCCGCCAAAGUGUUCAUAGACAAACAGACCAACCUGUCCAAGUGCUUCGGCUUCGUGUCGUACGACAACGCCGCGUCCGCUCAGGCCGCCAUACAAGCCAUGAACGGCUUCCAAAUAGGUACAAAGAGACUCAAGGUUCAAUUGAAACGCUCUAAAGAACUAUCGAGACCAUACUAG
This is a messenger RNA of Chilo suppressalis (striped riceborer), 1809 nucleotides long. The record is from the annotation of a GenBank genome assembly. NCBI's taxonomy places the organism in Eukaryota, Metazoa, Arthropoda, Insecta, Lepidoptera, Crambidae.